UUAUAGAUACCUGUACUUUUGCAUGCUUGUGUCUUCCUAUCUUGCUAGUUUGAGGCUCUACAAGGUAAUUCAAUAUGGCUGCAUUAGAUGGUAGCAAUGAAAAAGAGUCAUUAAGAACAGGAUCAGAUGUUGGCAGAAGCCUGAGAUCAAAUUUCGGGCAUCUUAGUUCUAGUUUCCGAAAUAUUAUUACAUUAAGUUCUCUAGAUGACAAUGGUGAUGAUCAGAAAUCACAAGAAUGUGCUGAGUUUUCUAAAUUAUCUUCUUCAAAAUGCUCGAGGUCAUCAUCAUUUGACGAGGACAAUAAAAACACACCGGAUGCUAAAAUGAAGCAAGGAGUUGAUGUGACUAAGCUUGAUGCUUUAGAGCGUCAUAUGUUGAUUGAGAAGCUCAUCAAGGAUGCCAAAAAUGACAACCUUCAGUUGUUGCAGAAAAUUAGGAAAAGAAUGGACAAAGUUGGUGUGAAGUUACCUACAGUUGAGGUGAAAUAUACAAAUUUGCAUGUGGAAGCGGAGUGCGAGGUAGUUCAUGGCAAGCCCCUCCCAACUCUAUGGAAUUCUCUGCAAAGCAUGGUUUCUGAUUUUGCUAAGCUACCUCGAUUGAAACCAAAGGCGGCCAAGAUAGAUAUCAUUGAUGACAUUAGUGGGAUUAUUAAGCCUGGAAGAAUAACUUUAUUGCUAGGACCUCCUGGAUGCGGGAAGACCUCCUUCUUGAAAGCACUUUCAGGAAAUCUAGACAAGUCUUUAAAGAUGACUGGAAAUAUUUCCUACAAUGGUUACAACCUUAAAGAUAUUGUUCCACAAAAAACUUCUGCUUAUGUCAGCCAAAAUGAUCUUCAUAUACCAGAAAUGACUGUUAGGGAAACACUUGACUUCUCAGCCUGUUGUCAGGGUACUGGAAAUCGAGCAGAAAUAAUGAAUGAGAUCAGUAGAAAGGAAAAGGAGGCGGGAGUUUUUCCAGAUCCAGAUAUAGAUGUUUUUAUGAAGGCAAUUUCUGUUGAAGGGCAAAAGGAAACUCUUCAGACCGACUACAUUUUAAAAAUCCUUGGUCUUGACACAUGCGCUGAUGUACUGGUUGGGAAUGCAAUGAAAAGAGGCAUAUCUGGUGGUGAGAAGAAAAGACUGACCACAGGGGAGAUGAUUGUUGGCCCAUCAAAAGCUUCGUUUAUGGAUGAAAUAUCUAAUGGUUUAGAUAGCUCGACGACCUAUCAGAUAACCUCUUGUCUUCAACAACUGGCUCACAUCACAGAUGCUACUAUACUCGUGUCACUUCUUCAGCCAGCACCAGAAACCUUUGAUAUUUUUGAUGAUAUUAUUUUGAUGGCUGAAGGUAAGAUUGUGUAUCAUGGACCCUGUAGUCGUAUUUUGGAAUUCUUUGAGGGUUGUGGCUUUAGAUGCCCUGAAAGGAAAGGAGUAGCUGACUUCCUUCAGGAGGUUAUCUCAAGAAAAGACCAAGCACAGUACUGGCACCAAUCUGCACAUAGUCAUAGUUACGUUUCUGUCAGAACAUUUUCUGAAAAGUUCAAGCAAUCUCCAUUUGGGAAGAAAUUGGAUAAGGAUAUUUUGGAAAAGAAUGUAAUGUCAGAGAACCAUGACAAUUCCAUCUCAUUUCGUUUAUUCUCCCUCUCAAAAUGGACUCUCUUCAAAGCAUGCAUGUCAAGAGAAUUUCUUCUAAUGAGGAGGAACUCUUUCGUUUACAUCUUUAAAUCAGCCCAGCUUAUAAUUAUCGCAUCUGUUACCAUGACUGUAUUUAUACGCUCUAGGAUAAAAAUUAAUGCUUUAGAUGCCGACAAAUAUUUGGGUGCACUCUUCUACUCCCUUGUGAUCAUCCUGGUUGAUGGAUUCCCAGAGGUUUCUAUGACUGUGGCAAGACUUGCAGUUUUCUACAAACAAAGAGAAUUGUGUUUUUAUCCAGCUUGGGGAUACGCAAUUUCAGCUGCAAUUCUGAAGGUUCCUCUAUCACUUUUGGAAGCUUUUAUAUGGGUUUGUCUAACUUACUAUGUCAUAGGGUACAGCCCUGAGCCAGAGAGGUUUUUCCGACAUUUAAUUCUGCUAUUUGCUGUUCACUGGACUUCAAUCUCCAUGUUUCGUUUCAUUGCAUCACUCCUUCGGACAGUGGUUGCUUCAACAACCACUGCUAGUUUGUCAAUAUUAGUCGUACUGUUAUUUGGCGGUUUCAUCAUCCCAAAGUCCUCUAUGCCAUUUUGGUUGGAGUGGGCGUUUUGGUUAUCUCCACUGUCAUACGGUGAAAUAGGCCUUGCUAUAAAUGAAUUUCAUGCUCCAAGAUGGCAAAAGCUUGGUUCCACAAAUACAACAAUAGGAAUAACAACCCUGGAAAACCGCAGCUUAAACUUUGAUGGACACUUCUUUUGGAUAUCAAUUAGUGUUUUAUUUGGCUUUAUAUUAUUCUUCAACGUCGGAUUCCUCUUGGCCUUGAGUUUCUUAAACCCUCCUGGUUCUCGGGCUAUUGUGUCUAGUGUAAAGCUGUCACAAAUACAACGAAGUGAAGAGUCCACCAACACUGAUUACCAUGAUGAAGAAAAAUGUAGCAACAGAGGAAAAGCAGUUCUACCUUUUGAACCCACUAGUUUAGUGUUCCAAGACGUGCAAUACUAUGUGGACGCCCCUACGGAAAUGAGAGAGCGUGGAUUUAGCCAGAAAAAGCUUCAAAUUCUUCAUGAUAUAACUGGUGCACUCAGACCAGGUGUUCUGACAGCAUUAAUGGGUGUCACUGGAGCUGGCAAAACAACACUUCUUGAUGUUCUUGCUGGAAGAAAAACCUGUGGGACGAUCAAAGGAGAGAUUAAGGUUGGAGGGUACCCUAAAAUCCAGGAGACAUUUGCUAGGAUUUCAGGGUACUGUGAGCAAACUGACAUUCAUUCUCCACAAGUCACUGUUGAAGAAUCAAUAAUUUUCUCUGCUUGGAUGCGUCUUCAUCCUCAGAUUAAUGCACAAACUAAAUACAAUUUUGUGAAAGAUGUUCUUCAGACUGUGGAGCUUGAUGGUCUAAAGGAUGCUUUGGUUGGAAUUCCUAGCGUUAGUGGUUUAUCAACUGAGCAACGCAAGCGCCUCACCAUAGCUGUGGAGCUUGUGGCAAACCCUUCCAUAUUGUUCAUGGAUGAACCUACAACUGGAUUGGAUGCAAGGGCAGCUGCUAUUGUCAUGAGGGCAGUAAAAAAUGUGGCUGAUACCGGAAGAACAAUUGUCUGCACCAUUCAUCAGCCAAGUAUUGACAUAUUUGAAGCAUUUGAUGAGCUAAUUCUUUUGAAAUCUGGUGGCCGUGUGAUCUACUCUGGAUCAUUGGGUCAAAACUCAAGUAAUGUUAUUGAGUACUUUGAGAGGAUCCCAGGAGUAGCAAGCAUAAAUAAGAACUAUAAUCCAGCGACGUGGAUGUUAGAGGUUACUUCAAAGUCGGCAGAAGCUGAACUUGGUCUAGAUUUUGCGCAAGUUUACCAAAGUUCAGCUUUGCACGAGAGAAAUAAGGAAAUGGUGAAAAGCUUAAGUAUUCCACCUUCAGGUUCCGUGGAUUUGCUUUUUCCAACUCGGUUUUCACAAAACAGUUGGGGACAGUUCAAAUCUUGCUUGUGGAAACAACACUUAUCUUACUGGAGAAGCCCUUCCUAUAAUUUAAUGCGGUUAAUGUUUAUGAUUUUUUCGUCUUUCCUUUUUGGCCUAGUCUUCUGGGAUCAAGGGAAGAAAAUAAACAAUCAACAGAGUUUGUUCAAUAUGCUCGGGUUGAUCUUCAGUGCUACAAUAUUCUGUGGCAUUAACAAUUCUUCUUCAGUAAUUCCAUACAUCACCACAGAAAGAAAUGUUCUAUAUCGCGAAAGAUUUGCUGGGAUGUAUGCUCCUUGGGCUUAUGGACUUGCACAGGUGACCAUCGAAGUUCCAUACAUCUUUGUCCUAUCUUUUGUAUAUGUGAUUAUCACGUAUCCAAUGAUAGGAUAUUAUUGGUCAGCCUACAAAGUACUGUGGUACUUGUACUCCAUCUUCUGCACAUUGAUGUACUUCACAUAUAUGGGAAUGAUGCUGGUUUCACUGACACCGAGCUAUCCGCUGGCUGCCAUUAUAAGUUCCUCCUCCUACACAAUGCUCAACUUAUUCUCUGGAUUUAUAAUACCCCAACCGCAAAUUCCAAAGUGGUGGUUAUGGUUGUAUUAUCUGAUGCCAACAUCUUGGACACUAAAUGGCAUGCUCUCCUCUCAGUAUGGCGAUUUAGAGGACGAGAUAAUAGUGUUCGGGGAAACCAAGACAGUUGCUGCAUUCCUAGAGGAUUAUUUUAGAUUUCACCGUCAUCGUCUGCCUUUAGUUGGAGCAAUGUUGAUUCUUUAUCCUAUUGUUUUUGCUUCUAUUUUUGCCUAUGCUAUUGGGAGGUUUAACUUUCAGAAGAGGUGAAUUGUUUCAACUUACCAGUUACAACCUUACUUAAUCCUAUAUUUGUCACAAGCUCAGUGCAUUCGGAGCUUCA
Molecule: messenger RNA, 4464 nt
Organism: Daucus carota subsp. sativus
Lineage: Eukaryota; Viridiplantae; Streptophyta; Magnoliopsida; Apiales; Apiaceae
Product: pleiotropic drug resistance protein 3
Exons: 24
Coding region: 75-4391 (1438 amino acids)
Cellular component (GO): membrane
Molecular function (GO): ATP binding; ABC-type transporter activity; ATP hydrolysis activity
Source: RefSeq, a predicted model, not a curated record